AAUCACACAUGUGAAUGACAUUGACAGCUUUGUUUUCCAGGAACUGCAAAAAGAAAAGUGAAUAAAAUCUUGGCAAUAGUUGUUAUUAACUGAACUUGGAUAUGGGUAGUCAACAAAGUCUUCUGAAAGAGCGUGGCUACACGUUUCUGAAAGAAGUUGUAACCAAAGAUACUGAGACAGCAGCUCUGGUGAAUAAAAAUGGGAGGAAAUACAUCAUCAAGACUAUUAAAACAACAAACAUGGACAAUGAAAUCAAGCAGAGAACACAGAGUGAAGUGGCCAGUCUGACAGACAUAGACCAUCGUCACAUUGUCCAUCAUGUGGAGUCCUUUACUGACGUGAACAACUGCUACAUAGUGAUGGAUUACUGUGAAGGUGGAGAUCUCACUGAAAAAAUUAAAGAGCAAAAAAGUAAAGACACUCCGUUCUUAGAAGAAAAGAUUCUGGACUGGUUUGUACAGAUCUGCCUGGCCCUGAAACACGUUCAUGACAGGAAAAUUGUUCACAGAAACAUAAAGCCACAGAACAUCUUUUUCACCACAAAAGAAACCAUCAAGCUGGGAGACUUUGGAGUUUCUAAAAUCCUAAACAGGAAAGAUGAAUAUGCAAAAAACAAGCCAGAAACACCUAUUUAUACCUCCCCCGAUCUGUGGAAAGAUGAAAUAUUUAAUGCAAAAAGUGAUAUCUGGGCUUUGGGUUGUGUGCUGUAUGAACUCUGCACACUUGAGUUUGCCUUUUCAGUACAGGAACAUUUCUUCUUGUUUGAGUUAUGGAGCAAGCCCUGUCCUCAGAUUUCUGAGAAUUUCUCAGUUGAGCUGCGCCAUCUGGUGGAGGAACUCCUUCAUAAGGACCCGGCACGCAGACCCACCAUUGACGGCAUACUAAAGAAAGAAUUCUUAGCUAAACGAAUACCCAGGCAGUUCUCAUUCAUGGAAGAAGCCUUGGUGGUUCCUGCGACUUUUCCACUGGAAGAACCUGGUAUUUGUGACUGGAAUAAUGAGAGACUGCCCUGUGACUCUAAAAUGGAAAAGUGUUCGGAAGAUGGAUGGAUGGGCAACAACAAAAUCCCCAUGGACAGGGAUCUGAAAAAUAUGAUGUGUCAGUUCAACCAGGAUUUUGAAACUUUUAAAAAGCUUUAUGACCGAGAUGUUGGUGAUAUCCAGAAUCUAGUGAAGAAGCUGGAGAUGACGGCAGAUGGUCUGGAACGCGUCCACUUCGGUACCACCGUAGGGAGCCUGACAGGGUCGGUGGUAGGAGCUGCAGGGGGGGUCACUUCCAUAGUUGGGCUCAUUCUGGCACCUUUCACUCUGGGAGCCUCUCUGAUUGUCACUGGUGUGGGGAUUGGUGUUGCUGUAGCUGGAGGGGCAACCAGUGCCGUUUCCAACAUCACCAACAUGGUGAACCAGUCAACGGAACGUAAGACUAUUGAGGAAACCAUUACUGAAUACCGGGAAAGGAUGGAACCCAUUCUCAUGAGUGUGGAAGGCAUCAGAACUGGCAUUGAAAACAUAAAGGAGCAUGAGAGCUACGCAAAUGUUGCUAAUAUGGCACAGGCUGCAUUUAUAGCAGGGAGGGGCCUGGGUGGCAUUGCACAGUUUUUCCGUGUGACCCAGGUGGUUAACGCUGGUAGGGUGGCUGUUCAAGCAGCCAGAGUUGUACGGGUGGCAGAGGCCUUCACAGGGGUGCUGUCUGCUCUCUUCAUUGCCCUCGAUGUCUAUUUUAUUGCCAAGGAUGCCAAAGAGAUCCACAGCAUAAGACAAGGGUCACAACAGCGAGAUAAAAUAAAAUCAGCCACAAUGAAGCUUGUAGCUAAUAUCAGGGAGAUGGUUUCUCAGUUUAUGGAGAAGCUGGGUGAGCUGGAAUGUAUAUGGGCAGAAUUUAAGAACUCAGAAUAUUUUUAAUAUUUUAAAAUGACAUCCAGUUCAAUCCAGAGUUACAUUGCAUUAUUUUCUGUAGAUAAUGUAAAAUAAUGCAAUAUAAAAUGUACUUUACUAAUAACUUGACUGCUAGCUGUUAGGAAAAGAGCUAGGAUACCUCAGUGUAACAGCGGCUGGUAAUUUGAAAACAGACAACAAAUUCUAAAAAUGGGAAAGUCAUGAAGAGAAUGGAGGUUGCAUUUAGCAUUGAUAGGUUGAUAAGGAAGUAAUUAGCCAGAGACAUGACUGAGUUACCAUUUGCUCUAGCAGGAAGUCUCCAUCCUGUCCUGCCUCAUCUCUUUAUUAGACUCCACACACUCCAGAAGGCCACCCUUUAUAUGCAAAUUAAUUGACCACCCCUACCUAGCUUGUUGGGAACAAUAUUGUUAUAGUUUUGGUUUUUUACAUUAGCUUCUAAUUUUAUUUGAUCUUCUUUUUUCAAAAUUUGAAAUCCAGUUUAGGAGCAGCUUGGUGGCAAAGUGGUUAGCACUAUUACCUCACACCUCAAGGACCAGGGCUUGAGUCUCCUCCAUGGCUCCAUGUAUGUGGAGAUUGCAUGUUUUCCUCAUGUCAUCAUGGGGUUUCCUCUGGGACCUCUGGUUUACCAUCCCCAGUCCAAAAACAUGUUGAGGUUAACUGGAGUUACCAAUUUGCCUGGAGGUGUGCAAUUGUGAAUGAAUGGUGUGUGAGUGUGCUCUGUGA
Molecule: messenger RNA, 2618 nt
Organism: Paramormyrops kingsleyae
Lineage: Eukaryota; Metazoa; Chordata; Actinopteri; Osteoglossiformes; Mormyridae
Biological process (GO): protein phosphorylation; lipoprotein metabolic process; lipid transport
Cellular component (GO): extracellular region
Molecular function (GO): lipid binding; ATP binding; protein kinase activity
Source: RefSeq, a predicted model, not a curated record